GUUGUUCGUGGCGCAAAAUCCACUCUUCCAGUCUUCCUUCCCAUCUUGUUUGCUGCGUUCACAUCACGACUUGUGUGUGUUGUGUGGCCGUUGCAGGACGACUGGUUGCUGGCAGUGAUGAGCGACGACAAGACGAGCGGCGAGGCACAGCCCAAGCGCGCAAAGUCAGAUCCGACGCUGCCGCCGAAUUGGGUGGAGCGCAUGUCGCGAUCGCGCGGGGUCAAGUACUACUUCAAUGUCAAGACGAAGGAGAGCAGGUGGGAGCGGCCAGAGCCCGAACAGGAGAAGAAGACCGUCACGGCGUCCCAUAUCCUGUGCAAACACCGCGACUCCCGCCGCCCUUCAUCCUGGAGGGAGCAGAACAUCACGCGGACUAAGGAGGAGGCCAUCGACAUCAUCAAGAAGCAUCGGCAGGACAUUGUGGACGGCAAGGUCACGUUUGAGGACGUUGCUCGCACGGAGAGCGACUGCAGCUCUGCCAAGCGCGGCGGUGACCUCGGGCCCUUUACCCACGACAAGAUGCAAAAGCCUUUCGCUGACGCAGCGUUUGCGCUCGAGGUUGGCGAGCUGAGUGACGUCGUCAUCUCGGACUCCGGUGUUCACAUCAUCAAGCGCACCGCAUAGUGGCACGCACACACACACACACACACACACACA
Salpingoeca rosetta is the source of this 657-nucleotide messenger RNA. Its product is annotated as peptidylprolyl cis/trans isomerase. Gene Ontology annotation, molecular function: protein binding; peptidyl-prolyl cis-trans isomerase activity. Gene Ontology annotation, cellular component: nucleus; cytosol. The record is from RefSeq and is a predicted model, not a curated record. Lineage: Eukaryota; Choanoflagellata; Craspedida; Salpingoecidae. Bases 118 to 624 code for a protein of 168 amino acids. The transcript has 5 exons.